AUGCCAGAUUGGAAGCAUUGGAAUCGUAAAAUGCACUCAAAUAGAUCAAGAGGACGAAACGAUUUUGAAGACGAAGCUGUUCAGUUGGAUCUGGUGUCUAAACCUAGAGAAUCACUUAAAAAGAUAUUCUCUAGCUUAAUCCAAACACAAGGGUUUAAUGACAAUAAAAAAUUGUGUCUAUUGAAUUCACUUGUCAAAAUAUUAUCAUCAACAGAUGCAAUUGAAAAUAGAAGUGAAGUAUUGGGUUUCUCUACAUUUGAAAUAAUGUGCUGCGUUACACCCAGUUUGUUAAGUGAUAGUUCUGAUGUUCGAGCAGCUGGCUUAAGAGCAAUACGUCAUUGUAUUAAAAAACCUGAAGAUAUAACUUCUCUUGUACGUUUACGUUUAACAAUACUUAUAUGCAGGAGUUUGGAACUAUUGCUUGAUAAUGAAAGUGAACGUCUACAAGCAUUAAGAAUCAUUCGUAAAUCAUGCACUGUCUCUCCUCAACAAUUUCCUAAUGCAUUCACUCAUUCUUUGUCAGCUAUUGCAAUGUGUUCACAUGGACCUUCCAAAGAUCAACUACACAGGGCUUGUGUGGCUACUCUAUGUGAACUAUGUUUGUUGAAUCCUCAAGCAUUUGUGGUUGGUUGUGGAUUGAAAGCUUUACGCCAUGUUCUGAUUACAUCUGAACUACCUUUGAGAAUGGCAGAAUGUGUCUUAGGAACAUUACUUUGGAUGUUAAAUAAUCCAGAUACCAGAAAAUUAGUAUCAUUUGAUUUUGGUCAACUUGCUUCACAUUUCACUGAUUUUAAUCCAAUUUCUAAGCCAAAUGAUAAAAAUCCAUAUGGUGAAACAGCUCAUGGGACAUUAGUUUCCCUGUUACGUUCUUGGAUUGGAGUAUUGUAUUUUUGUGAUCCAUCUGGAGACCACUCAAAAAGUGGCUUAUCAUCCAUUGUACGUGCUUUGCAUGUUAAAAAUUCUACUACUAGGAUCGCUAUCAUUAAUUUAUUACGAGAAAUCCUUGGAUUUUGCCCUGCUGAAUGGGUAGACGAUGUGGACACUGCUAUAGAAUCUGUCAAUCCUUACAAGUAUCGAGAAAAAUUUGGUUUAAAUAGUGGAUAUGUAUACACAGAAGCAAUGGAUCUUAUUCCAAGUCUGAGUAGUAAAAGGGUUAAUUUAGUUAACUUGCCUCAAUCUAUUCUAGUAAGUUGUUUGUUAGAACUUAAACUUGAUGAAGCCCUUGUUCAAGUUAUACUUACAUCUGACAAUAUUUUAUCUGUGCAGUCCACAAUUCUUCUUGGAGAGUUCCUUCACUUAGCUGAUAGCAUAGUCCCAACAAAUAUUAAGCCUGCCCUAUCUGAUCUAGUAGCCUAUGCUUUAGAAGGUCGACCAUCAUCUAAAUGUAUUAACUACAGCACUUCAAUUGAGGAAUAUGAUCAAGUAUUAUGUUCAUCUGAAGAUCGUUUAAUAUUUUAUCCAGUCAAUACUGUCCAUCCUGAAAAGUCUGAAAUAUUUAUAGGAGAUGAUGUAAAAAAAUGUAAUGCCAUGGCAGCUAUUUCUGCUUUAGCGAAAUUGUACAAAACAUUAAAUCAUGAACCUACUCCAGCUACUAUUGGCUUGUACCAUGCAAUGAAUUUAUUUGGUCCAAAAGUUAGUAUGCUAAGGUAUGUCACACAUAAAAAACAGUCAAAACAUAAAGGAGCCCAAACUGUAAUGACUAAAGAAUGUGAAGACUUUGUCAAAGAAUCUGGGGUUUUAAUUGUUAAAGAAGCAGUAGCUUGGAAAUGGGAUCCAAUACGUUCUGCAUUGAAGACAAGAAUUAAAGAUGUAAAUAAAUUAGAUGAUAUAUGUUACAAUUUAUUUGUGCAAAGAUUAAUUGAGUAUUUUCAACCUUCAUCAAAAAUGUAUGGGGAUGUUGAACUUAGACCAGAAGUUCUUCCAUUGAAUUUAUUUACAUUAGCGUUAUUUGAUUUAGUUGAUGAUUUAAUGGAUGCUCCAAAUGAAAGCGGAGAAACUUUUUUAAAUAUUCUAUUGACUGACAUUCAUUUGCAAUUAGAAGCAUUAACGUCUUCCAAUUAUUCUUAUAGUUGCUAUUUGAAUCCACAACGUUUAGCAGUUACAUUAAGUCAACAUUAUUUUCUAAUGCUUGGUAGAGUAAGUUCUACAGAAAGAGGGCGAUAUUGUUUAGAUAAAACUAAAAUUUUUCCUUUAUUGUUGAAUAUUGCUGUGAAUACUCAUUUAUGCUGUUAUGUCAAGCUUAUUGUUUCCUGCUUAGAUUACACGACUGAUUCAUUUCCAAGAGUAUUAUUAGGCCGAGUUCUUUCCUGUUCUCAACAAAAAUCUCGGUUGUAUGCAACUCGUUUUUUACGUAUACUUCUAAGAUUUAAUGCUCAUCGUGCAGAAGAUGUAGUUGUAACUGGUUUUUGGAUACUUGAAUUGCUCAUAUCACAAACUGUUGAUGAUAAUCCUGUAGUAUCUAUGGCUGCCCUAGAUGCUCUCGACGAAGCUUGUGAUUAUAAUGAAUAUUUAAAAAUGUUAAUUGGAUUAAGACCAAACAUUCUUCAGUUGGGAGACCGAGGAUUGCUUUUACUUGUUCGAUUUUUGUCAGAUACUGCCGGGUACAAAUAUUUGUCAGAAUCUAGUUUCGUUUCAAAUCAGCUGCACAAUUGGGGAACCCAUUUCAAUUUUAGGUAUGUAUUAAUAGUUGAAGGAGAGCUACAUGAUCAAUUAACUCUUCAUCAACGUCAUGAAGAUGGACACUAUAAAACUAGGCUCACAAGUGACAUGUCAAGAAAUCGAAUUCCAAGUAUUUGCUUACCAGCCCACCUGUAUUCUCAAAUAGCUGUGCAUGAAAACGGAUUUCAAGCAGUUGUCAAAGAUGUUUAUUUUCGAAACAUAACUCAAUUGAUACUUAACCUUUUUCAAGAAUCCCCUACUAAAGACCAAUUACAUUUAAAAGCUGCAUUGUGGGCUGUUGGUCAUUUUGGUAGUGUACCCCAAGGUGCUUGUUAUUUGGCUAACAAUGGAGUUUUACAAGCUCUAUGUAAGACUGCAAUUUCUUAUUCGGUAUACUCGGUGCGAGCAACAGCCUUAUAUGCAUUGGCUUUGAUUAGUUCUAAUAGAGCCGGAGCCGCUCAUCUUAGAAAUGCAGGUUGGAAUGUUCUGUAUAGGGUAUAUUUGGAAGAUGAGUUUUAUAAAAUCAAAGAUAAAAGAGCAGAUCCCAAUUUAGCAUCAACUCCUUCUGAUAGUUCUCAAGGCCUUGUUAGUGAUUGGGUAGAUGACACUGCUUGGGAUCCAAGUGCUCAAGGUUCUGGGAAAAAAAAAUGGUCCACUUUGCCUGCAAACUGUGCAUCAUGGUCCCGUCAUCAAUCACAUAUAAGAAGUUUGAGCGAAAGCAAAACAACUGAUGUUAGUCAGCAGCUAGAACAAGCCAGCUCACCGCCUGAAAAUCUGUAUACUAGUUAUCGGUUAAGGUCUGAUAGUAGUUGUACAGUAGACAGUAGUACCAGUGGAGUUAGUUCUGGUGAAUCUGGACUUUGUACACGUCAUGCAGACUACAGUUUUUACCAUGACAGAUAUCAAACAUUAAGCCCAAUACCUAGUUCCAGUUCCUUGUCUACUAUUCCUAUUCAAACAUUUUCAAAAAUGUCCACAGUACCAGAAGGUUCUAAACUGCCAAGAAGAAAUUCUUUUGGAUAUAGAACAUUAAAAAUGAUACAGAAAGGUAUGAGUCGGAAAAAUUCAAGAAGUAUGACAAUACAGCAUCAAUCAUCUGCAGCAGAUAUGUUUGAUAUGUUGGCUGACCAAGAAAUGGACAGAUUGUCUCCAUUAAUCCGACCUAGAGAAUUAAAGCUAAAUACAAAUUAUUCACAAUUUGAUCUAGAAUCAGAGAAGUCUUCUCUUACAUCAAACAAAGGUUGCCAUUAUAUUAAAAAAGAUCAGUAUAAUGAGUUAUGUUAUGGCGGAAUCGCUUUACCAUUUGAUCUUGGUUUGAUUUUUUCCAAUAUAGAAAAAGAAUCUGAAUCUGUUCCUACUCCUGACUAUGAAGAUUCAUCUUGUUUCAAAUAUUUAUCAACUGGUUCCGAAGUUCUCAGUACUGAUGAUUCAGAUACCGAAGAAGUUAUAGCUGAUCCAUUACCCAUUAGACGACAAAGAAGUCAUAACCGAUCUAUGUGUAUGUUAUGUUCAGUUAAUGAACAUGUCAAUCGAUCUGCAACACGUAAUCGUAAAGUAUCGUCUAGCUCCCUUAGACGAUGUCGAACUGAGACUGAAAGUAGUUAUGGUAUGGGAGUUGAAGGAGAAAGUCCAAUACUAUUGCCAUGGCAACAUAAUAAGUCUUCAUGCCUUCACGAAGCUUCAGGUUUUGGUACCGGAAGCAAUGAAAGUGGUGCUAGUUCCGAUAUCAGUAGUUUGGCUCAGAGGUCAACUUUAGCUGAUCGAAUUACCAAGAGCCGUUCGGCAUUACGACGAGAUAUUUUAAAACUUGUUGAACAAUUACCAAAUCCUGUUUUGUACAAAAUGUCUACCCAGAGUCUUUUACAAAUGAAACAAAUGUAUGGCGACUUGUUUCAUGACAUAUGUGUUUAUUCAGAUGUUUGUAAUUUAUUAGCCGACCACCAUUAUCACAUUCAAGCUAGACGUUAUAUGCAUGAACUGUUUUUGGAUGCACCAUUCAAAGAGCUGUAUGAAGAACCAGCCACAAUACUUGGCCGUCAGAGUCCACUGGAAACAUCGAGUACAAAUUGUGUAAGUAACGAUGAGGCAGAAAAAGGUCACGGGGAGAGUGAACUUGAAGUAAUCAUGGAAGCUGAGUUGGAACAUAAAAGAAGGUCUUCCGAAGUCACAGCAGAAUUGAAACCAACUAUGACUAUUAAUAGACAACGUAAACAAACAGUGUAUGAUUCUUCUAGUCAACGAUCACAAGAAUAA
Molecule: messenger RNA, 4911 nt
Organism: Macrosiphum euphorbiae (potato aphid)
Lineage: Eukaryota; Metazoa; Arthropoda; Insecta; Hemiptera; Aphididae
Source: the annotation of a GenBank genome assembly